Messenger RNA from Hepatospora eriocheir, 933 nucleotides. Lineage: Eukaryota; Fungi; Microsporidia; Hepatosporidae. The record is from the annotation of a GenBank genome assembly.
AUGGCUCAGUUUUUACAAAUUAUACUAUUUGUAUUAAAGAAUGUUGUAAUUAUUCUUAUAUGGUUAUCAGUUAUAGAAAAUAUUACACCACAAAGAAAGUUAAAUUUUUUCUAUAAAAUUAAUGGAUUGUUUGUAAUUAAUUUUGGAGUUUUAGUACAUCAUUGUAACAACAAUAACAGUUACAAUCCAAGUCAAAAUGAUUCAACCCUUUAUUUAAUAUUACUUUUUAUAUUUCAACUAAUAGAUCUUCAUAACAAUAUUUAUUUCAUUAAAAAUUAUAUCAAAUUGAAUAAUCGAAUUUACUUUGGAAUAUUUGCAUUUGUAAUAAUUUUAUUGCUUGAGAUUGUUUUGAUGAGAAUUUUAAGAAAAAAAAUAUUUAAAAUUAUAGUAAUGAAAAUUUUAAAAAUGACUAACGAUUCUAAAACACUCCAUUUAUUUUUAAUUGUAUCAAGACUUAAUCUUUUAAGGAAUAUUUUUAUUAUUUUUGGGAGUUUAAAAAUAACAAGAAUUUUUUACUUAUUUUAUAGAAAAAUAUUUGAAGUAAAGAAAAUAGAAAAUGAUAUUAAUAUUGUUUUAUCUGAGACAAGUGUAGAUCAUUUAACUAUCGUACCCCUACUUUUACUAUUAAAGUACAUAAAUGUAAAAUUAACAGAUCAAAAUUUCAUUAAAAAAAGAGUUAUUUUACUAUUUAUAUUAAUAUUAGGAGUAGUAAUUGAGAUAUUGGGAAUUAUAGAUUCAAGAUUUAUUGUAAAAAUAAAAUGGGAAACAAUUUAUAAGUAUGUUAUCAUUUCAGAAGAUUGUUAUCAUUUGUGUCUCAUUAUUUACUAUCUAGUUGGAAUUUAUUACACAAUUAUAAGUAUAAUUUACUUUGAUAAAAAAUUGGCAAAUCAUGUCAGAAAAAGUCAAAAUAAAGAUAGAUUGACAAUUUGUUAA